ACAUGGUCUUCCUGUGUGUUGCUCAGGUUCACAUAUGAAAUCGCUCCUGUGUUUGUUCUGAUGGAGCAACUGACCCUCAAGAAGAUGAGAGAGAUCAUUGGCUGGCCUAAUGGUGAUGGCGAUGGACUCUUCUCACCAGGUGGUGCCAUAUCAAACAUGUACAGUGUGAUGGUUGCGCGGUACAAGUAUUUCCCUGAAGUCAAAACCAAAGGCAUGUCUGCAGCACCACGACUCGUGCUUUUCACUUCUGAACAUAGUCAUUAUUCAAUCAAAAAGGCAGGAGCAGUACUGGGAUUUGGCAAAGAAAACGUAAUUCUUCUGAAGACAGAUGAGCGGGGGCGUGUCAUACCUGCUGACUUAGAGGCCAAGGUCACUGAUGCCAAACAGAAGGGUUACGUGCCACUGUUUGUGAACGCAACGGCUGGGACCACAGUAUAUGGAGCAUUCGAUCCCAUCAAUGACAUUGCAGACAUCUGUGAGAAGUACAACCUGUGGUUACAUGUGGAUGGUGCAUGGGGCGGAGGACUGUUAAUGUCCAGGAAACACCGUCACAAGCUAAGCGGCAUUGAGAGAGCAAACUCGGUCACAUGGAACCCUCAUAAGAUGAUGGGUGUACCAUUGCAAUGUUCAGCCAUCCUGGUUAGAGAGAAGGGCAUUCUGCAGGGCUGCAACUCCAUGUGCGCUGGAUACCUCUUCCAACCAGACAAACAGUAUGAUGUGAACUACGACACCGGCGACAAGGCCAUCCAGUGUGGCAGACAUGUAGACAUCUUCAAAUUCUGGCUCAUGUGGAAGGCCAAGGGCACAAUUGGGUUUGAGCAGCACAUUGACAGAUGUCUGGAGAUUUCUGAAUAUCUCUACAAUAAAAUCAAGAACCGUGAGGGAUAUGAAAUGGUCUUUGAGGGACAGCCCCAGCACUCAAAUGUUUGCUUCUGGUAUAUUCCACCAAGCUUGCGUGGCAUGCCAGAUGGAGACGAAAGAAGGGAGAAACUACACAGGGUGGCACCGAAGAUCAAAGCAAUGAUGAUGGAGUGCGGCACAACCAUGGUAGGAUACCAGCCACAAGGAGACAAGGUCAACUUCUUCCGAAUGGUUGUCUCCAAUCACGCCGUCACCAAGUCUGACAUCGAUUUCCUCAUCGAUGAGAUCGAGAGGCUGGGUCACGGCGUUUAAGAGCAGAGAACUGCAGCUCUGUACACUAACGAGGCUCAGGCAUCUCGACAGGACAGUCGCACGGUCUACACAUUCAAUGGCUGUGUUUCGACAUCGUAUUGUGGUCCAAUAUGUUCUGUCCUUUUUCUCAAUGUCUUUAGAUCUUUAACUUACAGAUCACGUAGCCUGUAUAGCUACACAGUCACCUUAUAACACAGUUUAAAUCCAUUGGGAUCAUGUCGGUGCUUGUGUUUGUAAAUACAAAUGCAAAGACGCACCACCCUUUUAAUGCAGCUCGAACCCCUUUCUGUGUCAUAGUGGGGUCUGUGUGUAAACCAGUGGUUGAUCUGUAUUUUAGUGUUGUGUUUCCUAAACUUACCUUGUAGUAGGUCAUGUAAAGUGUUUAAUCAACACCUUUGUGAGGUGAAACGUUCAGUUUUCAGUUUGAAAUGUAAUGAUAUAAAUCUAUAAACAAAGACUUUAUUUAUAUUGUGAGCCAACGGUGUUUAAAAGGUAUUUCUCCCAUUUGUAACAGUUCUUCAUUUGUAUUUUAAGACAAGUUAUAUAUAAUCAAACAAGUUUAGGCUAAUGUUUAUGGUCCAGUAGUGUACUUGUGAGCCAAAGACAGAACUAGUGCCAUAAUUUACAAUAUACUCAAUAUUCUUCGAAAUAAGCAAGCGUAUAAAUGAUAGUAUAAAUCUAUAGACAUUUAUAUAAAUAUGAAUAUAUUGUAUAUGUUUGUUGUUCAGGCCCUUAACUCAGUGUGUUAGUGUUAUAAUGUUACCGUGUGCAUCUUUGACUGAAUGUUAUAAGCAAUCCUAUCAAUUAUCUGAAGGUAGUUAGUUACCAGAUGUAUAUUACUGAUUAUUGAUAUUCAACUCAGGCGAUUAUAGCAUCAUAUUUAAAAAAAGAGAGAAGAAAUAACAAAAGAAAACAAUAAAGCAAAAAGCACAAACUUAGAAGGAAGGCUGGAAAUGUCCUCAGGAUGCUGGAAGAUUGUGGUCAUAUUGAUAUUUAUUACAAGUUUAUUGAUAUGCAGUAUUUAGAUUCAGCUGUUGUCUUUGGAACAUGUGAAAGAUGACUGUUUAUUCCAUUCAUUCAUAUUUGUUCAAAGUGUUUUUGACAAAUGCACAAUUAUCUUUUUCCUCUAUUGUUGACUGUAUGUGAAUGUGAGGA
This is a messenger RNA of Sinocyclocheilus grahami, 2328 nucleotides long. RefSeq names its product glutamate decarboxylase 1-like. Gene Ontology annotation, molecular function: glutamate decarboxylase activity; pyridoxal phosphate binding. Lineage: Eukaryota; Metazoa; Chordata; Actinopteri; Cypriniformes; Cyprinidae. The annotation marks the transcript as partial. The transcript has 11 exons. Gene Ontology annotation, cellular component: cytoplasm; presynaptic active zone. Gene Ontology annotation, biological process: GABA biosynthetic process. The record is from RefSeq and is a predicted model, not a curated record.